Messenger RNA from Anopheles merus, 1234 nucleotides. RefSeq lists its product as uncharacterized. The record is from RefSeq and is a predicted model, not a curated record. The transcript has 2 exons. Lineage: Eukaryota; Metazoa; Arthropoda; Insecta; Diptera; Culicidae. The annotation marks the transcript as partial.
CGCGUGCAAAGGUCGAACACCCCCAUUUGUAGGGGUAGAAUCCGCUCGGCCGCGCGCGGGACCACCGUCAUUAGUCUGGAAUCAUUGCCGGAAUCGAUAACAUCGCGCUCGUGCUAUCGCGCUUGUUUCAGCGAAUUUGUGCGCGUAGGAGAGCUUCUAACGCGUCGCAGAGACAUCCAAACGGUUGCACUGGACACCAUGACUAUUUCAGCAAUCCCACCCCCAGAGCCCGUCUGGUGUUUGGACCGGCGGGACUCGGGCCAUCUGUUCUGGCGCCGGGAGUCCUCCAAGGUGAAGUUCCGGUACGACGUGGAGGUGCUCGAGUUCACCAAAGACCCGUACGAGGAUCAGCUGCUCAUCACGGACAGUGAGCUGAGCAGGGCGAAACAGCAGCAGCAGCAGGCCGGUGCCGUCUCCAACAUGAUCGUCGUUUGUGUGACGUGUGUCGCGGCCAUUGCCGUUACGGUAGUGCUGCCCUGGUUCCUGAUCGGAUCGGCUUAAGCAUUGGUCUUGAAAAUUUCCACCCACCCCCACACACACACACCCACUAUGUCAUUGAGCGCAGUGGGGGACAGUGUGUAUGUGUGAAGAGUGUUGUGAAAAGCAUGUGAAUCGCUUGGAAGGAGGUUCCCUCCCAACCCAAGCACACCACAAUUGUGAUAGCUGUCCCUAGCAGAAAGAGUGAGAAAGUGGUGUGAAACAAAAGGAGUCUACGAAAGUGUUAGGGACAUUUUUUCUCCAAAACAAUUUUUACAAACGCUAGCCCGUAAGAUAGAUAGAGCUGUCCAACACGUACCAACCGAGCAAAAUCCCGCCUCAACAUGGUGUAAUAAUAAGGUCCAGUUGAAUUGUGUAAAUAGAAGCUCUGAUUCACGCUGAUACUGAUAAGGUAAAGAAGGGUUGUGAUAAAAUGGCAACCCAGCUUUAGCGCGCUACGAUACGAUACGCACCGAAUUACUAGAGAAGCAAAUGUAAUGUAUUAAAGCUUAGUUAAAUGUGAUGUGUUUGCGCACGCAGCAGCAGACGUAGAGGAAACAAACCACACACACACAAACUACAAACCAAUAGGGAGAGAGAGAGCGAGCGCCAGCGCGCAAUUGUUCUUAGUGAGUUACAAAAGUUGCACCUGGUUAGUGGUUAAGUGCGAUUUGUGCUUUUUUUUAACACGCAGAUGGUGUCAGGGAAAGGCAAUUACAUUUUACAACGAACAAUAAAGGUUGUAUUACAAACAUAA